AUGGACAUGUAAAAUCGACCAGGAGGUAGGACCGGCUCGGGUCCUAUGGCAUCAGCUGCAGAUGCCAAUGUCGAGAGAAGAGAACGUCUUAAGCAACUGGCCAUGGAGAUCAUCGACCUCCAAAAGGACCCUUACUUUAUGAUCAAUCAUCUUGGUACCUAUGAAUGCAAAUUAUGUUUGACUCUCCAUACCAAUGAGGGAUCAUAUUUGGCACACACUCAAGGAAAGAAACAUCAAUAGAAUCUGUUGCGCAGAAAAGCCAGAGAAGGCAAGGAUCUCAAUGCGAUGAUGCACAUGGCCAAAUAAAACCAACCCAAACCCUAGAAACAUAAAACUAUUAAGAUAGGUCGUCCAGGGUACAAGGUCACACGCACUGUCGAGAACACUUCUAAAGUUCUAUAUUUUGAGCUUUAUUAUGAAGACAUUCAACCCGGAUUCAUCCCCAAACACAGAGUUAUGUCAGCCUUUGAACAAAAGAUUGAGUAGCCAGACAAGAAUUACUAGUACUUGAUAUUCGCUGGUGAACCAUAUGAAAACAUUAGCUUUAAAAUACCUAAUCAAGAGAUAGAAACAUAAGAAGGCAAAUUUCAACCAGUUUGGGAUAAAGAUAAAAAAAUAUAUUCACUCAGAGUAUAAUUUAGAGAGAAAAAAAACACCAAAUGAAUUAUUACAUUACAUUAUUAUUUAUUAUUCAUCA
Molecule: messenger RNA, 697 nt
Organism: Paramecium tetraurelia
Lineage: Eukaryota; Ciliophora; Oligohymenophorea; Peniculida; Parameciidae
Exons: 3
Biological process (GO): spliceosomal complex assembly
Cellular component (GO): catalytic step 2 spliceosome; nucleus; U2 snRNP
Molecular function (GO): zinc ion binding; nucleic acid binding
Source: RefSeq, a predicted model, not a curated record